AUGAAUAGAUCGCCUCGUGGAAGAGAAAAUUUUUAUCUCGAAAUGGAAUCAGCUAGAAACGAUACUGAAGCAGAAAUGUACCAUGACGUAGUUGGCGCGAUUUCAUCAAAGCCAAAGAGCUCUAGGAAAAUUCUGUUGGGGGGAGAUGAAAGGCAAACAGGAACUACAGAGAGUGCCAUUCAAGUUCUAAAUUAUGCCCUGCAUUCACAAGCUGCUGUGGUGCGUCGUCUUCUGUGCAUUUCGGUCGCUGUUGUUACUGUUGCUUUCCUGACAGCGGCCGCCACUUUGGUAUUAGCUUUAUUCUUGAUGUUACAUGGAACAAACAACAUGGCGGUGUCAUCAAACAAUGACGACCCUUUGCAAGGUGAGCAGACUACCAGGAGAAUUUUUUUUUCAAUGUACAGAUUACUGCAUGAAAAUUAAGUUGUGCGCGUAAAGAGCAAACCAAUUUUAAGCUGAAGAAGGGAGUAAUAAGGUUUCCUCUCCUAAACGAUUAUACUUGUGAAUUAUUCUUAAAAAUUAUGCUUGAAUUUAAUGAUCACUGGGAGACUGAGUUGAUUCCGAGAGAAAAUGACGAUUUAAACAGCUGAGUUUAUGAGUAUUUUCAUUUUCAAAUGGUGUUUAAAAGAAGGAAAUUACAAUGAAUGUUUAUUUCAGAUUCGUGUAAAAGGUUUGAAACAUAAGGUAUUUGUCUUUCGUUUUCAUAAAACAUAAUAGCGAUUGGACUCAAAGUAUAUCGGCCCUGGCAUGUCAUGCAAAUAGAAACACGAGACUUCCGUACAAAAGCUUCUUAAGCCAACAACUCACUCAAAAGCCGACCCAGAAAAAUGCAUGAAAGUAAUGAUUAUAAACUUCUUGAAAGUCCUUCCAUCUGCUAUUGAGGAGAAAGAGACUACUAGAGUAUUUUCAAAGAAAACUGUGGAAUUUUGUAUCGGGAGGUUUUUGGGCCCACAAUAUUAGAAAUUAUUGAUCAAUGAUACGCACGGCCAUAAAUUGUUUUCCCCAACUUUUCGGGAAAUAAAGAGACCGCGACACUUAGUAAGGGAAGGGUGACCCUUGACGGAAUUUUAUUUUCCCGAUUAGUGACAAGCAGUUUACUGGGGGCAUGUCACACGUGAACUUGGUUAUGCGGAUUCCGCCCUACGAAUAACUAAAAAACUCAGUAGUGAGCUCGGCCAACAUCAGGUCAGCGCCGAUGAUGAAGUUUCACCUGGAUAAAUAGAACGAGAAGAAUGCCAAAUUUUGAAACCGAAAUUAAUUAUAGAAAGAAGUUGUUGGGCUUAUCACGAAUGAGCUGCAAUAUACAGGACUUGUGUCACAUUUCAAUCUACUCAACAUUAAGUCUCUGUGGCUCUGCGGAAGAGUUCUUAAGGUCAGAGGAUUGAAUCCUAGUGGAGGACCCACACUUUUUUCUUUGUCCCACGCUCUUGACAAGACAAAUACAACAACAACAACUGUAACAUCGUUUAUUAGAGAAAAUGUCAUUUAGCAACUCGGGACUCAUCAUUCAUGAUCCAGUCAACGUUAUAAGUAACCUGCAUUCUUUUUAGAGUCGAAGCUAUCACGGUCGAAAUUUGAGGCUGACCUAAAGGCAGUGAAGCAGAACAUCUCCACAAUUCAGUCACGCGCUGCUGAUAAAGCGGUGGGUAGCUAUCACAGCCAAGGCUUAUCAAUCUGGCUUAUAUUUUUAUGUAAUGUUAUAUUCGUAGGAGACGUGGUUCAUCACGUGACUAAGUAUAAAAAGUCAGUGAAUUCCAAUAUUAUUCAGCGAAAGAAUGUUUACGGAUUUAUCCGUUGUCAACCAUUGAGAACUGAUUUAUUUGUUUCAGCCAGAAGGAUAAUCUUGCUUACGAGGGUGAUUUUAAAGCAUGUUGCAUCGAGAAUAUUGGUAAAAGGAAGAAGCUAAAACGUUAGCACCUUUAAGUACUUUUUAAUCUUCACCCAUUUUUGGUUUGAUUAAGAACGCCUCUUUUAUUUCAGUUUGCCGGGGAACUCGAGAAACUGAAAGCAAAGGUGAGUGUUGUUUGUUUACUUUUCCUCCCCAACAGUGUUUCAAAGUUUCGAUAAAUAAAGAAGUGUACCUAGUAGGACAGUUACUUCAAAGCAAAAUCUCGCUAAAUAUGACAUCAUGCAUGUAUGUUCUAUAACGAAAGCCUAUUUGUAGUUCCCUACCCAGACUUCCCUUGGGCUUGGGCUCAAAUCACCUGAGUUUGUUUGUUGCUUUUCCUUUUUUUUUUUUCUUUGUGUUUUUUGGUUUUGUUGCUGUAUUUUUGCAGAUCAUAAUUUUUUCAAGUUGUUAAUUAUAUUUUUAAUCAUAUUAUAUUUUUGUAUUUUUGCCAUACUUAACUUGUUUCAGCGUCGCUGAAAUUAAACUUAAGUUUCCCAGUUCAUUGCUAGUCUCUGCCAUUUUUAUAUCGGUAUUUCAUGUCGUAAACAACAUCGCCUAAUUAUUUGCGUACCUUUUCUUAUUCUCUCGUCACACCCAUAGUCUUUUUUUUUCUUUUUUUUCCUUUUUGAUACCACGAUAGUUUUAUUCAAUUUUAAUCUGACUACCAAAGCACAUUUUCCCGUUAUAAACCCACGCAGGAUGUUGGGAGAAAACGAGAAAAGCUUCAAAUUAUUGAAAUUCGGUCCCUUUAUAAACGCGUUUUAAAAAGGUACCAAAUUUCAUUUUGUUUCAUGGCUGUCAGAAAAGAAAACUUUUGUACCUUUAUCAGCCGUUUAGCGAGAGUUGUUCGCGCUAUUUCACAUAAAUCGCGAGACAAAGGCGAUCUUUCAGCUCUAUUGUAUUUGGCAAUUUCAUCAAUCAUCACGGAAAGAUAAAAACAUAGGUCUGGAGAGCGGUUUGACCAAUCACAUAAUACGAACUAUGCUCAGCAAUGUUCGGAAUAAUUAUAUAGCCGGUGCUAAAUAGAGAAUCUUGAAUUUUGAAUCCAAAAGUAUCAUUAAAUGAUUUUUGUCACAAGAUUUGAAUAAUAUUAUAAUGUCAUGUCAUGAUAUCUAAAUGUUACAGGUAAUUUAGAAAAGAAAAAAUUGUGCCGAUCCAGAAAUUAAAACAUGUUUGGCAUUUUAAAAUAUUCUUAUUUAUACAAAACGGAGUAUUAACUUUACCUAUAGGUUAUAUGAUACAUACACUUAAAAUUAUAUUCAAAACAUUUCAUAUCUGCUCGGUAGUAAAUAUCAUUAUCAUCAUGAGCGUCAAUAUUAUAAUAAUUUCUAUCACAAUUACAACAAUCACAAUUAUAAUUGAAGGAGCUAAAUUAUUGUUACAAAGCCUUUCCGUACAAUUAUAUAUUUACAACUACUUCAUCCUUUUUUUCGCCACUUGACCAUGCUCACAGAAAAAAUAACGUAAGAUUUAUUGCAUUAUUCAAUUGCAGAUUAGUGAGAUCGGAGAGAAGGUUACAAAUUUGGACAAGGGUAACAUCUCAGAUAAUGUCCAGGUACAUUACGAGUAUCAAUAAUAGGAGAAAAGAGGCAAUUUUUCGCACCAAGAAGAUCUAUUGCGCGUACACAAUACAUUCUUGAUUUGUAAAAGAAAACCAAGCAAUGUCGCACUGUAGCAAUUUACCUCAACAAUGCUGUUUCUUCAGUUUAAUAUUUUGUCUUUCAUUGUUUUCUCUUUUUCUGCCCAUAGAAACAAGAUGAGGCAAAGCUCGACUUGGAGAUUGUAAAAUCAGUGAAUGCCACUGUAACUGGAAAGCUGAGAGACGUUCAGCAAGACAUAACCAGGCUAGAGCAAAUGGUAAGUUGAUUGACAAUCGGAGAAAAUAAUGGGUCCUAUUUUCUCUUGGUAACGGCCAAUUCUUUAUUGGGGUACCACAAUAGAAGUUGAUCAUCUAGGUGUAAAUUUACAGUAUAACUUGUCAUGCUGGUAACUUUAAUUAUCCAUAGGUCAUUUCCGCGCAGCCUCAGCAAAAGUCCUACAACGCUAGAAAUAACAAUAAGACUAUUGUGUCAUGUUUAAGGCGAGAAGUUAGUUCAAGACAAUAGAACAUUUCUCGAUACGACGUUGUUUGCAAUACGUACACAAACACUGACUACCACUGGCUGACUUAUAGUAUUGAUAUAAAGACAUUUUGAAGCAGCUUUGCAAAAUGUCAUGAAAAUUAUCAUAAAAAAGAGAUUUGUAUGUAUUGAAUUCCCACAAGAGAUGCUCAUAUAGAAAAUAAACAUUGCACAAUGUCCCUUUGCUUCAGGUAAUAAAAAUAAGCAAAGAUCCGGGACCGAGGGGACCACGUGGAUUCAAUGGUACAAACGGUCUUCCUGGACGACCCGGAUAUAGCAAUUGGACACUCUGUUCUUACAACCACCAAGCCAGUGCUGGUGUAUCUCCAUCAGUCUAUGCAAAUCAAGAGGUGCAAAUAACUGAACCAAAUGUAAGUCACACUCUUUCAACCAUAAACCACCUUGGGCUUAGAGAAAAGUGGCCUGUGUAGAGUGGUAGAGAAGUAGUGGUACCAUAAAACGCCCACUUUCCGCAAGUCAAAAAAUUAAAAAAAUUUUUUAAAUGUUUUGAAAUAUAUAAAAGAAUAGUUUCCUAUACCAACAUUAGCGAAACAUAGAAUUAGACAAGAAACAUUUUGUUUUCUCUGCAGUGAAAUGAAAGUGUGAUAACUUUUUUUCUUUUUUUUUUUUUUCGUAAUUGUAACUUUUUGAGAUUUAUUCGUUUCAACAGCGAUGUAUUUGCAGUUACAAUCCAUCUAAUAUUUUAGCUCAUGCGCGAGUUUGGUCUUAGGGCAUCACGUGAUCGAAUAUGUCCCAGAGAAUAACUGGAGAAUUUCCAAGGAUGUACUCCUAGUGAUAUUCUUCGAUUUUGAAACAUGGCGUCUAAUACGAAAACACCGCGCGUUUAAAAUUUAACACUAGAUGAAAGAGCAUUUAGCACUGUUACAGAAGAAGGGAUACACUUGUUUGUUCAUCGAGUCGUACCUGAGAACACUGAAAGUAAACUUCCCACACUGUUCAUAAACAUUUUUCCUACGCGUUGAGACAAAUAUUUGAAAGAUAAUAAACGCAAUAGCCUCCAGCAAAAAUGUGUGCGUUUAUUUCUCCUUCGGCAUUUCCUGUUGAGCUUUGCUCUAAGAAUACUGUUCGCAUCUCAGAACAGGCAUAAUGUCCGUGGAAUAAUAUCCACGUGCUUCAUUUUGUGUCGAAUGAAAACGACUGACUACUCUAAUAUUGCUAGAAUUACUAAGAGUUCUCUGAGUUCUUCGGUUUCGGAUUUUUCAAUUGAAGUAUAUAACCAGACACAUCUACAUCUUUCCAGGUGUGCGUUGAAGCAAAAUCGAGGAAAUCCUUAACCUUAACCUUAACCCUUACCCUUAUGCAGUUUCAGCUUUUAAUUCAAAUGAAAUUUGCUUCGAGAAAGGCAUGAGGGACACAUUUAAAAUUCUGUGAAAACUUCAUCCCUUCACAAAAUAAGUGUUUUUUUCCGUGUCUUAAAACUACUUUUAAAAGCCGCCAUUUGAAAAGGUUACGGGCUAAGUUAGAACUAAAAUCUGUACGAAAAAGUUUGACGAAACUAAAGCGUUAAAGGAUUUUUUUCUCCUUUUCUUGCAGGGUAAAAAGUUUUUGGGUGUUACCUGUGACACCAAUGACGCAAAAUUUGUGCAGAUGACGAGCACUACCUCUAAAUACAGUAUAAAUUACAAAUGCACAUGCACUGAAACUUUACGGAGUGGGUUCUCAAAAAUGUACUGCUACCUACACUACUGGGAAUGCCCAACUUAA
This is a messenger RNA of Pocillopora meandrina, 5733 nucleotides long. The record is from the annotation of a GenBank genome assembly. Lineage: Eukaryota; Metazoa; Cnidaria; Anthozoa; Scleractinia; Pocilloporidae.